AUGGAACGAACCCCGAAAGCUGAUGAAGACGCUGUACAACAGACACUGAACAAGGUUGAGGUCAACGAGAUCCCAAUUCCUGAGCCCGGAGAGAAUGAUAUUCUGAUUAAGAAUGCUUGUGCAUCGCUAUGUCAUUCUGAUUUGAUGCUUUUCUGGGGACAUACGGCGGAGAAGCCCCCAAUGGAGAAAGUUACUAUCGGACAUGAGAAUACCGGCACCGUCGCCGCUAUCGGAAGAAACGUUACAGGAUUCAAGGUCGGAGACCCAGUGGGGUGUCUCGGGUGUAGCUACGCCUGUUCGAUCCAAUAUGCGAAGGCAUUGAAAUUGCGAGUCAUCGGAAUUGAUAUUUCCGAUUCACAAUUGGAGUCAGCGAAAUCUCUUGGCGCAGACUUGACCUUCAACUCGGCCUCAACCCCAGACUAUGAGAAAGAGAUAUUGAGUCAGACCAGUGGAGGUGUGCAUGCUGCUGUGGUUCUGAGUGCCUCUAAUGCUGCGUACCAGGGUGCACCCAGCGUGCUAAGGAUAAAUGGUAUUCUCAUGGUUGUCGGUAUUCCUAAGGAGAACCUGUCAAUCAAUGCUCUCGACAUCCUCCUAGGAAAGUAUCGCAUUAUGGGUGCCAGCAGUGGUACACCACAACAGAUGCGAGAGCCCAUUGAAUUCAGCUAUGAGCAUGGUAUCAAGGCGCAUAUGACUACCUUCAACGACAUUGGGGACAUUCAAAAGAUUAUUGACUUGCUAGAGAACGGUAAGACCGCUGGUCGAUUUGGUAUAGUCUUCUAG
Molecule: messenger RNA, 780 nt
Organism: Penicillium crustosum
Lineage: Eukaryota; Fungi; Ascomycota; Eurotiomycetes; Eurotiales; Aspergillaceae
Exons: 4
Coding region: 1-780 (259 amino acids)
Molecular function (GO): oxidoreductase activity; zinc ion binding
Source: RefSeq, a predicted model, not a curated record